Messenger RNA from Symbiodinium sp. CCMP2592, 1458 nucleotides. Lineage: Eukaryota; Dinophyceae; Suessiales; Symbiodiniaceae. The record is from the annotation of a GenBank genome assembly.
AUGCUUCGACCUGCCAACGUGGCUGAAGACUCUCCCGCAGACCGAGUCGGCCGAGCACUUGACGAACUCGCUGCGAAUGUGUACCCGCCGCGUGUGCAACGCCUACGAAAAGUCGCACGCUUGGAGCAUGCUGCCUUUUUCCUUGCCAAGAAGCACAGAGCCGAGAUCCAGUCGGUUAAAGUCGGCAUGUUCAACAACCUGGAUGCAUGGAGUUGUUUGCCUCAGUAUCGAGAAGCAGUCGGCGGGGGCCAGCUUUUCGACCAUGCCCUUGCAGUCGCCGCAUGGUAUUUGGCCGUGCUCGACGGAACGGGGCCAGUCGAGCGAGACUUCUCUAAGAUCAGAGAAAUAGUCGAGGCGCAUUCAGGUCCACUGGAAAAUCCAGAGAACUUGGCGCUGCUUUGCUUCCACCUCCCGGAGCACGAGUCGGCAGACGGCGAUAUCUCCUGUGGCCUGACGGCUCUCAGUCGCCAGUGGCAAGAAGCUUGGGUUGAGACUCACGGCAGGCGGUUUUGCCUGUACAAGAGUCGCAAAGACGCCGGAGUCGAAAGGGUCAAGAAGUCGAACACGAAGGUGGCCUUGAAACGCAGUCGAGACAGAGCAGCUCAAGAGCUGCUAGAACGUGCCAAGGAGCGUGGAGGGCAAGCGCCCUCCAUAUUCGGAGGCUCCGUAGGCGACCUCCGUGCUGCGAUGCAGGACAUGGACGACGAGUCGGCAUGGAGCAAGGCGCUUCGCGAUUUCGACAAAAACACAAAAAGAAAAGUCGGCCAAAGCCAGAAGCAGAAGCACUUGCAUUCAGUCGGCAAGCAGGCCUACGACAAGCCUGCUGAACGACCGGGACGGUCGAUCGCACCAGCGCCGACGACACAGUCGCAAGUCGAGCAGGCCAGAGAGUUCAGGCGCACCAAGUUCAGUCGCAUUCUCAACGCCUGCGACGAGGCCCUGCCAGCGCAGAGAGUCGCCAGCAGCAGCUGCUUCAUCCAGAGUUGUGCAUCCCUCACGGCAAUGGCUUUGGUGAAGAUGCUUGCACUGGGCACCCCAACGUGCAUCAUAGUCGACAAGCACCUGGAGUUUACCCGAAAGUCGCUCGGACUCUUGGAGCUCCCAGUCGUCGCUUUGGGUGCAACAGUGGUGCAGAAGACAGACAUGACUCGUGGGUUGGGUGCCAAGACGUAUCUGCCGAGCAGUCGCACCGGCCAAGAUAGGGUCAUUUCUUUGACCAGUCGUUUCGACGAGAAACACAAAGUCGUCGUGCAGCAGCUGAAGCACAUCGCUCGUCUGCCCGAGUCGAAGUGGACAAUCCUCGAGGGCGCUUCGGCGCCUUCGCGCCGGCCUUUCAGUUGGAGCUCGAAGUCGCUGACUCUCAACGACAGCAGCGACCUCGUUCGCUUUGUGGCUGCUGCAGUCGUCAUCGCUCAGAGUACAGAGGGCGUAUCUUGUAGUUUUUUGGGGAACGAGUGA